AUGUCCCAGUACGUGACCUAUUCGUUCGCUGGAGACUCGUCCGGUGCGGAGUCUUACAUGUUUGGGCAGCCAACGUACCCUUCCGUUUUUCGAGCGAGUGAGGAGCGGCCUCAUUUUAACAUUUUAUACCGAUGGUGGGAAGAUGAGGCCACAGCUGCUCUGUGGACCUUCGAUGUCGAUGUGGUCAAAAGAGUGAUCCGCUAUGGGCUUUUCUGUGACGAGCAAGUUGCACGGAUGGCCCUUCACACUCGCCCCCCUCCCACAGUCGAUGAUUUUCUUGCUGGGCUCCUCAGGCCCGAGGAGCUACCGCUGUACGCCAAUUGCUCGCACACACAGAAGGUGGACACAAUGUUCUACCGAAGCAAGCCCACUGCUCCGCCGCUGAUCUUAUGGAGCUGGCUUCCAGCCCGCUUAGACUGUGACUCAGAUUGCCUGGGCAUUGCAAAGGCCAUUGAUAGCGAAAGCCAUCUUCAUUUCAACCGUAUAACGUUCGAUGAGCUAAUCCGGUUUUCGUUGGGUUACUCGGCUCGUCGGGUGGAGUGGUUUUUGCAGCAGCAUACGUGCUUCUAUGCCCACUUGUUGGAUCAUUUUCACGCCUUUCCUGAGCAAAUUGGAAAGUAUGCGGAAGUUGAGCAGCAUCUCCGAACUCGAAGCCCCUUUGCCCACCGUGCUAUGGCUCGCGCUCUACAAGACUCAGGUCUCGCAAUUGAUCUACCUAGCCUAACACCAGGUUUUGGAUUCUUUGCUGGCCCGAUCCAACGUCUUUUCAAGGAGCUUCAACCGAACUUGGCAUUGAUUUUGAAGGUGCUUGGUGUGCUAGGAGUUCGAUUUGAACGGUUCUAUUCACAUGCCCCGGAGAUGAACUGGUCAAAGUCAUUCAGCAUCACCUUUUCGUUUCUCGAGGAUAUCGCCGGUUCAGAUUCGCCCAUGGACCUUGCGCAUAGCUUGUUCAAUUCAGACAAACGGGAUUUUGCUGCGCUGACGGAAGAGGGGUAUUUCAAUCACAGUGUAGCUAAUCGUUUGUCGGAUCGAUGGUACUCUCUCUCUACAGAGGUUUGGGAGUGUUGCAAAGCGCUUCCGGAAACGAUAGGAUAUGUCCAAGAGAGUUUGCAGCCCCUGAUGGCAUGCCGGAACUAUCAUUCCCUGACGGCCAUUCUGAGUGGGCUACACAAAUACAGCGUUUCAGCAGCUUCGCUUCGCACAGACAGCGGAAUGACUAUCUUGUCUCUGAUUGAAUUGGUCCCCCUCGAGAUGUUAUUCCUCCUUGACCCCUCCCAGAACUACACCCCAUAUCGAGACCACUAUCAACGAGCACCUGGAAUUCCCUUCAUUGUUCCUCACUUAUACGAGUACCAAGAGCACGGCGAGACUGUGCUCCAAUAUUUUCACGAACAAUUGAGUGCCGUUCUCCAGCCAAUCUGA
This is a messenger RNA of Aspergillus mulundensis, 1422 nucleotides long. RefSeq lists its product as uncharacterized. NCBI's taxonomy places the organism in Eukaryota, Fungi, Ascomycota, Eurotiomycetes, Eurotiales, Aspergillaceae. Gene Ontology annotation, molecular function: guanyl-nucleotide exchange factor activity. Gene Ontology annotation, biological process: small GTPase-mediated signal transduction. Bases 1 to 1422 code for a protein of 473 amino acids. The record is from RefSeq and is a predicted model, not a curated record. The transcript is spliced from 3 exons.